AUGUAUCCCACUCGCAUGCUGCGGAUGCAGCCCACUCGGGCUUUCGCCUUCCCUUCUCCUAAGGAGCCUCACAGCGCCCACACCAUCUCCCAGCGCCUGCGCCAGCUCAAGCGUGUGCCCCCCGAGUUGCUCCCUAUCGGCUUCGUCCUUGCUGUUGCCAUUGGCGCCGCUGUCUACUCCUGCGGCAAGAAGCUGAUGACCGACAAGACCCUGCGUCUUUACCGCAACAGCCCCGAGAGCCGUGAGCACUAA
Penicillium bovifimosum is the source of this 252-nucleotide messenger RNA. RefSeq lists its product as uncharacterized. Bases 1 to 252 code for a protein of 83 amino acids. The transcript is spliced from 5 exons. NCBI's taxonomy places the organism in Eukaryota, Fungi, Ascomycota, Eurotiomycetes, Eurotiales, Aspergillaceae. The record is from RefSeq and is a predicted model, not a curated record.